AUGGAGUCAUGUCAUAGAGUCAUAGAGUCAUUCGGUGGAGAGCCGGAAGAUCAACCGGAUCUCGAACAACGGCAACUCAACCCCACCGACCGCGAGCUCAACGACGGGAUACCCUGCUGGAUGGACCUCAUGGUCGCACCCCUGGCCCACAUGUUCUGCUACACCGUCAACCUGCAGAGCCUGUGCAACUACUACAGGUUCGAUUACGCGAGGAGGAGCGUAGACACCAUCGCCACACUGGUGAACGACAACCUCUACAACCUCAUGCUGGGCUACGCAUCGAUCGAGAGCGCCAACGAGCCCCAGGGCUGGUACGCCUACGACCUCCAGCCCGGGGUGGCUAGCUUCUUCUACCCGCACACGACCCUGUACGCCUUCAGCGACGCCUCGCAGAUCGAGAUCCCGAUGAAGUGGUGGGUGCAGUGCAUCCUGCUGCACGACACGGUGGACGUUACGGGGUUCACGGCGGGGAGCCUCGACGUCAUCCUCUGCGUGGAUCUUCCUCGAUAA
Molecule: messenger RNA, 510 nt
Organism: Guillardia theta CCMP2712
Lineage: Eukaryota; Cryptophyceae; Pyrenomonadales; Geminigeraceae
Exons: 1
Coding region: 1-510 (169 amino acids)
Source: RefSeq, a predicted model, not a curated record